Molecule: messenger RNA, 795 nt
Organism: Plasmodium knowlesi strain H
Lineage: Eukaryota; Apicomplexa; Aconoidasida; Haemosporida; Plasmodiidae
Product: 40S ribosomal protein S2, putative
Exons: 2
Coding region: 1-795 (264 amino acids)
Biological process (GO): ribosomal small subunit assembly; cytoplasmic translation
Cellular component (GO): ribosome; cytosolic small ribosomal subunit; 90S preribosome
Molecular function (GO): structural constituent of ribosome
Source: RefSeq, a predicted model, not a curated record
AUGUCGACUAAUAAGAAAGUACAAUCCCCCAAGGAGGAGAGCAUCGCGAAGAUGCUCAUCUGUAAGGUUCACAUUGGAACGAAAAACCUCGAAAACAAAAUGAAGAGGUACGUAUACACCAGGGCCAAGGAUGGCGUGCACAUCCUCAACUUAGCCAAAACGUACGAGAAGCUCCAACUGGCCGCGAGAAUUAUUGUAGCCAUUAAUAACCCCGCAGAUGUAGUGGUGGUGUCAGCCAGACCAUUUGGAAGUAGAGCUGUUUUGAAAUUCGCUCAGUACACAGGAGCACAGGCUAUCGCAGGAAGAUGGACCCCUGGUAUGUUGACAAAUCAAAUUAUCCAGAAGUUUACUGAACCCAGAUUGUUAAUUGUAACAGAUCCAAGAACAGAUGCACAACCGGUUAAAGAAUCAGCCUAUGCAAAUAUCCCCGUUAUUGCUCUGUGCGAUUCGGAUUCUCCCCUAGAGCAUGUAGAUAUUGCUAUCCCAUGUAAUAAUAAAGGAAAGGAAUCUAUUGCACUUAUGUACUGGCUGUUGGCACAAGAAGUUCUAUACCUCAAGGGAACCCUGCCAAGAUCCAAGCCUUGGAAUGUUAUGGUAGACAUGUUUUUGUGGAGAGACCCAGAACAGUUUGAACUGAAAAAUUUAGCAAUCGAGGAAACAGCCCCCGCUGCUCCUCACUUGACUGAGAACCAGUUUGCCACGGAGGCUCCAUAUGAGGAGUGGAACAAGAAGGAAGAAUGGAAUGACAAUGCGAACGAGGAAUGGAAAAACCCCAUAGCCGCGGAGGAGUGGUAG